UCUUUCUUAUUGGAUAAUAUUUUAAUGACAGAUUCUACGUCUCAGGGUUUUCAAGAAAUGAGAAGAGCAACUCAUAGCAAGAAAAACAAACUGAAAAAAACUAAGCGUAGCACCAAAGUAUGGUUGUGAAAUGAAAAUGAUGGGCUGCCUAACUGAUCAUAUUGCCAGACAUGGUUUUCAUUGGGAGUCAUAAGCAAUUUAUUGAUAGUGUGUGCACAAUUGUGAUCAAGGGUAACUGGGGCAAUCUGUUGAAGGUGAAGAGUACCUCUGCUUUCACUUCUUCUACCAUUCACCAGGUUCUGUUGCAGCUUUCACUCUAUGAUUAUGGGCUCUCUCAUUCCUUCCCAUUCUUCAAAUGGCUCGACUCCAUCCCAAAUUAUAGCCAUUCCUUGCAAUGUUCAUGGGUCAUGAUUCACAUCCUCACUGAACAUAAGCAUUUCAAAACUGCUCAUCAUAUGCUUGAAAAAAUUGCGAACAGGGAUUUUCUUCCAUCACCUUCAGUUUUGAGCACUUUGGUGAGGACUCAUGAAAACCCAGAAGUCAAUUCUCAAGUGUUGAGCUGGCUUGUCAUACAUUAUGCUAAGUCAAAGAUGACACAUGAUGCAAUACAAGUUUUUGAGCAGAUGAGGUUACAUAAAGUCAAACCUCAUUUGCAUGCUUGCACUGUUCUUUUGAAUUCCUUGUUAAAGGACGGGGUUACUCACAUGGUGUGGAAAAUUUACAGGAGAAUGGUUCAAGUUGGGGUUGUUCCCAAUAUGUACAUUUACAAUUGUUUAUUCCAUGCCUGUUCAAAAGCAAGAGAUGUGGAAAGGGCAGAACAGUUAUUAAAUGAGUUGGAUUUAAAGGGUAUGCUUCCUGAUAUCUUCACAUAUAAUACUUUGAUAUCAUUAUACUGCAAGAAAGGUCUGCACUAUGAGGCUUUAUCUAUCCAGAGCAGAAUGGAAAGAGAGGGGAUAAACCUAGAUAUUGUAAGUUAUAACUCUCUCAUUUAUGGAUUUUGCAAAGAAGGCAGGAUGAGAGAAGCUAUGAGGAUGUUUAGCGAUAUAAAAAAUGCAACUCCCAAUCAUGUGACAUAUACUACAUUGAUUGAUGGUUACUGUAAAACAAAUGAACUGGAGGAAUCUCUGAAAAUUCUGGGACUGAUGGAGUGUAAGGGAUUGUACCCUGGAGUUGUAACUUAUAAUUCAGUUUUGCGCAAGCUUUGUCAAGAUGGCAGGAUAAAGGACGCCAACAAACUCUUGACUGAGAUGAGUGAAAGGAAAGUUCAAGCUGACAAUAUCACUUGCAACACACUUAUUAAUGCAUACUGCAAGAUUGGAGAUAUGAAAUCUGCUUUGAAAUUUAAGAACAAGAUGUUAGAAUCUGGACUAAAACCCGAUCCAUUUACAUAUAAGGCACUGAUUCAUGGAUUCUGCAAGACAAAUGAGGUGGAAACUGCAAAGGAGGUAAUGUUCAGCAUGCUUGAUGCUGGAUUUACACUCAGUUAUUGUACAUACACUUGGAUUGUAGAUUGCUACUGUAAGAAAGACAAUAUGGAUGCAGUUUUAGCACUACCAAAUGAGUUUCUGAGUAGAGGUCUUUGUCUAGAUGUUUCAGUAUACAGGGCAUUGAUAAGAAGGUUAUGCAAGUUAGAAAGGGUUGAAUGUGCUGAAAAGUUAUUCAAUCAAAUGGAAGGAAAGGGUAUAUCAGGUGACAGUGUUAUCUAUACCAGUCUUGCAUAUGCUUAUUGGAAAGCAGGGAAUGCAAGUGCUUCCUUGGGUGUGUUAGAAGAGAUGACAAGGAGAAGGUUGAUGAUCACAGUCAAACUGUAUAGAUGCUUUAGUACUUCUGAUGCUAGGGAAAAUGAAGUGUCACUGAUCUUCUGGAAUCAUGUGGUGGAUAGGGGUUUGAUGUCGAGAAAUUCAAUGAAUAAAAUACAGCAAAUGCUGAUAUGAAGGAACCCUCACAUCUAGAAUAUUCUUCAUAGACCUGUUUGCGAGGGGCAAUGCAUUGCUUCUGUUUCACUUUUCAUUGGAAUUUGGAAAACAGAGAUUUGGGAAAAUAUGAUGCAGGCCAACCUCUUUGCAACCUUGCAUGUUAACCGUCAUAAACUAUUUGU
This is a messenger RNA of Vigna umbellata (rice bean), 2098 nucleotides long. The record is from RefSeq and is a predicted model, not a curated record. Lineage: Eukaryota; Viridiplantae; Streptophyta; Magnoliopsida; Fabales; Fabaceae.